Hyalella azteca is the source of this 417-nucleotide messenger RNA. Its product is annotated as mucin-1-like. The transcript has a single exon. Lineage: Eukaryota; Metazoa; Arthropoda; Malacostraca; Amphipoda; Hyalellidae. The record is from RefSeq and is a predicted model, not a curated record. The coding region runs from base 1 to 417 and encodes 138 amino acids.
AUGAUCCAAGCUAAAUUCAACCUUCACCCGCCAAGUUCAACCUUCACCCGCCAAGUUCAACCUUCACCCGCCAAGUUCAACCUUCACCAGCCAAGUUCAACCUUCACCAGCCAAGUUCAACCUUCACCAGCCAAGUUCAAACUUCACCAGCCAAGUUCAAACUUAUUCAACCUUCACCAGCCAAGUUCAACCUUCACCAGCCAAGUUCAACCUUCACCAGCCAAGUUCAACCUUCACCUGCCAAGUUCAACCUUCACCUGCCAAGUUCAACCUUCACCUGCCAAGUUCAACCUUCACCUGCCAAGUUCAACCUUCACCCGCCAAGUUCAACCUUCACCAGCCAAGUUCAACCUUCACCAGCCAAGUUCAACCUUCACCAACCAAGUUCAGCCUUCACCCGCCAAGGUCUCGGUAUAA